Coprinopsis cinerea okayama7#130 is the source of this 285-nucleotide messenger RNA. RefSeq lists its product as hypothetical. The transcript is spliced from 2 exons. Lineage: Eukaryota; Fungi; Basidiomycota; Agaricomycetes; Agaricales; Psathyrellaceae. The record is from RefSeq and is a predicted model, not a curated record. The coding region runs from base 1 to 285 and encodes 94 amino acids.
AUGGACUCCUUCACCACCAUCAACAUCCCCACCAACUUCGAGACUGGCGGCGGCGGCGGCAACGUCCACCGUCGGGUAUAUGAGCGUUGUGGGAACCGCUGUAAGCCACCGGUCUUACACCCUUCCACCCCCCGAAAAACUCCCCCUCCCGGCCUCGUCCCAAUCCGUCAAUCCCGGGAGGUAAAUCGUCAGACAGUCAUCGUCAUCGUUAGUGAAGGACAUGGGUCACCCAUGGCUCACUCAGGUCUGACCCUCACCCAUACCCACCAAAACCCAUACCCAUGA